AUGACAGAAGACCAGGACCUGAUGGCCAAGAUCAGCCAGCUAGCUGGCCAGAUCAACCGACACAAGAACCAGGCCCCCCAGCCGCAGCCAUCAUAUGGCAGUGAACAUGUGGCACGUCAUGGACCGUCACGCGGCCGCGGAUGGGCACCGUAUCGCGGACGACCGUAUGCGCGAGGCGGCCGAGGCGCUGCUCCCCAUCGUCACCGCACCCUCAUUCUCAACAACGCGACCGCAUCGGGGACACCUGGCGCGACCACGCCGUCAACGGGCGCGGGCACCGACAACGAUGGUGAGAGCGGGCGGUCCACGACGCCCAACGGCUGGGUUGCCAAACGCGAUCGACACAUGCAGCUCAUCAACUCAGCCAUCUACGACAAGGAGGCGCAGGCGCGCGCGAAGGCCAUGGAAGAGAGCCGCAAGGCGAAGGCCCUGAAGAGGGCACAGGUCGAGCAGGACAAGGUGCUACGGUACGCGCGGGGCGUCGGCCACCAGUAUCGUCCUUCUGCGACUGUGGAGCCGUCGGCAGACUAUCAAGUCUUCCUCAACGAUAUCCCCUUCCGCGUAUCUCGUGAAGGCAGCAAGUUGAUUCGCGUGUCUGGUGCGGCUAUCAUUGAUGUUUCUUGUUCGACCAAGCGGGCGGGCUUACCGGUCAUAGGGGAUCCGAACAACACGCCGAAGCGGGUGACGGUUGCUGGUGUCACUUUUGUGCGGAGCAAAAACGGGAACCUCCAUCGUCUGGGCGCCGUGACUUCGAAAAGGAAACAUACGCAGGUCAAGAAGAACGAACUUUGUCGACGGUUUACUACGACGGGUACCUGCUACAAAGGACCGACGUGUACCUACAUCCACGACCCCCACAAGGUAGCCAUCUGCAAGGACUUCCUGCAGACUGGCCAUUGCAACGCAGGUAUAAGUUGCGAUCUCUCCCAUGAACCUUCGCCCCACAGAUCCCCUACUUGUAUGCAUUUUCUGCGCGGGCGCUGCGCGAACCCCGAAUGUCGCUACGCCCACAUUAAGGUGACGCCUGGCGCGCCGGUGUGCCGGCGGUUCGCGCAUUUGGGUUACUGCGAGAAGGGCGCCGAGUGUGAUCAGCGACACGUCCACGAGUGUCCGGACUACGCCAACACAGGCGUCUGCAACAAGAAGCGCUGCAGACUGCCGCAUGUGGACCGGGCGGGCCAGAUCCGCAAGAAUACCGCUCAGCGGCUGGACACCGACAAUAACGAAGACAACGACGAGUCUGAUGCUUCCAGUGAGGAUGAGGAAUACGAUGAGAUCGACUCAGACGAUGUGGAUUCGGAUGCGUUGGAAGACGAUGAGCCGGAGCUCAUCGGAGCGGCGAGCACAGCUGGUAAUAGCGAGCUCGCUCAGCAACAGGAUUUUAUCCGUUUCUAG
Aspergillus terreus NIH2624 is the source of this 1395-nucleotide messenger RNA. RefSeq names its product CCCH zinc finger protein. The transcript has 4 exons. The record is from RefSeq and is a predicted model, not a curated record. Gene Ontology annotation, molecular function: metal ion binding. Gene Ontology annotation, cellular component: nucleus. NCBI's taxonomy places the organism in Eukaryota, Fungi, Ascomycota, Eurotiomycetes, Eurotiales, Aspergillaceae. Bases 1 to 1395 code for a protein of 464 amino acids.